AUGUGUUGUUACCAUUCCCAGCAGCGGGACGAACAACAGACAGUAACGUUGAAGGAAUGUCUUCGCAAAUUGGGUGACGCGAUGGUGUACAUGAAGAACCUUUCUGACGAGCAAUUCCGCCGCUCUGAUGCCCUCAUGCAACAACAGAAUCAGGUCAACGCUCUUGCUGCUCGCAGUCGAGAGUUAGAAAACAGCCUCAACCAGGUUGGCCUGACAAACGAGAUGCUCGCCUCAAAAGUGGAGGAGCUGGACACAGUGAAUCAGAACCUAGUUCGUGAGUUGCGCGACAUGAAGGACAAGUACGACGAGAGCUUAAUUCUGUACACUCAAGCACAGGCAACGGUGCGCAAACUACGCGAUCGAUCUCGGCGAGCCAGCUUGCGGCCGACACGCCUCCUCUACAGUCCGCUUGGGAGUAGACAGGGCACUGAUAUCCUCCCUUCGCCUCUCCCUGAUAAACCUCUCUCCAUAGCCGAUGAACUUGCUCUCUCAUCUUCCCAUGAAAAAUCUACACAGUCUGGUGCGGCUCGCUGUCCGCCUGACCAUCGAUCUUUCCAGGUAGCGGGUGAUAACGUGGAGAUGCAUCCCGACCAUGCCGCCUCCAGGACGCAGAAGGGAACAGAUUGUACCGAGUGGGAUGAUCCUACCAUUGAUAACCCGAUAGACUCUGCCCACAGAGCAUCAGGAGGAUUCACAGAGGAUGUAUCACCACCACCGCCGGACAGCCAACUCCUGGCCCUCCAGCAUGGCAUCGACUGGGAUGUGGACCGGGAACCAGAGAUAGAAGAAGAUGAAGACGAGUCCUCUGAAGUUAUUCGCGCUUUUACUCAACACCACAUCUCUUCUCAACCCACCUCCACUGAUCGGGCGGUCCGACGUCCGAAGGUGUCGGAUGUGCAAAAACUUUCUCCAUCUUCUCACGAGCCCUCGACGAAUCGUCGUAGUUGGGUAAUUGACCAGAACACCGCCACAAUCCCACCGCAGCACAGCUUUGAUGACAGCACCCUCGGAUCAACUGGCCCCACAUCUAUCUUUGCUCAAGCCGUACGUCCACAGCGCCUGCAGCUGGUGAAGCAGUUGCAGGGUUCGGGUGUGCUACAGCGGUGGCAACGCCUGGCGACGCCGAGCCUCACUGCGGCGCUGUAUGAGGGACCUCUUAGUGGAGUGGCCAGUCGCAGCGGAGUACUCUUUUCCGAUCCCUUCAAUGCCACAAGCAUUGCCCCCGUGUCUUCUUCCAUUCCCCUUCGGUGGGCCUCCGGUGCCGAUCUCAGUAAGUUCCACUUCUCUUUAUGCCAUCGAAUUUAUCCUCAUCCCUACAUUACGACUCUCACUUUUUACUCUGGAUCCGGACGCAUCAGAUUGCUUCCCCUCAGACAGCUUAUGUAA
Hydatigera taeniaeformis is the source of this 1386-nucleotide messenger RNA. The record is from the annotation of a GenBank genome assembly. NCBI's taxonomy places the organism in Eukaryota, Metazoa, Platyhelminthes, Cestoda, Cyclophyllidea, Taeniidae.